CAGAGGGUGAAUCCUCAAACAAGUGGCAACAGGCCACCAACUUGAAAGGGAAAAUUGUGUAGUGAUGGGAAAGGUGUCCAACAAACCUACUGGGUGACUAAUUACAAAGGCUGGGCUGGAGCUUCAGAGGCUGCUUGUUAAACACUUCAUUAAGCGGCACUCUGAAAGCUGCCACCUGCGCAUUCUGGGAGCUCAGAGGGGACCCUGAGGGGGAGUGAGGCCUGGAGGAUGGAACCAUCUUCAGGCAGACUGAGAAGGAGCCUGGAUCUCACUUUCAAACACAGUCUGGAGCUCAUAGAUCAGAGGCCUCAAUGGGAGAAAAGCUAAAGGAAGCAGGGGGCAGAAAGGAGAUUCAGGGAAUUGGUGGCUAUGUGACUUUGAGCAAAUCUCACCCCUCUCUGAGACUUAGUGUUCCCAUCUCUAUGGUCCUGUGUGUGUCACAGAGACAUGAUGGGGAUUAAAUUCGAUUGUGAAUAUGAAAGUGCUUGGGAAACUCUAUGGCCCUACCUAAACAUGAGUUAUCCUCACCUGAACCAAGGGGGGAAGUUACCUGGCAGGAUUAGGAACCCCAUCCUCCUGAACCUUUAUGGGCUCUGUCGAGGCUGAAGCAGCCAGGGGCUAAAGCUGUCCUUAGCCCCUGGAAAGGCACUGUGAAGGAGGAUCUGAUUUGAGAAGCCAUUUCCUGAUGUGGGCAGCCAUGUGAUGCCAGCCCCGAACGAGAGGGGGCAGCCUGGAGCCUGGAAAGGUGCCAGCGCAGGUGGGGCCCACGCCCAGAUUUCUCCUGCUGACUGUUCUGAUGAUUCACCCCCACAUCCCAGCCUUUUUACCUUUACUGCAGAGCCGGAAAGGGUGUGGGGAGGAGAGGAGAGGGAGGCAGGUCUUGGGCCCUGGUCCCGCCCCCUGCUCCUCCCCACCCUUCUCUGGGCCUGGCCACCCAGCCAAAAGGCAGGCCAAGAGCAGGACAGACACAGAGUCCGGCAUUGGUCCCAGGCAGCAGUUAGCCCGCCGCCCGCCUGUGUGUCCCCAGAGCCAUGGAGAGAGCCAGUCUGAUCCAGAAGGCCAAGCUGGCAGAGCAGGCCGAACGCUAUGAGGACAUGGCAGCCUUCAUGAAGGGCGCGGUGGAGAAGGGCGAGGAGCUCUCCUGCGAAGAGCGAAACCUGCUCUCAGUAGCCUAUAAGAACGUGGUGGGCGGCCAGAGGGCUGCCUGGAGGGUCCUGUCCAGUAUUGAGCAGAAAAGCAACGAGGAGGGCUCGGAGGAGAAGGGCCCCGAGGUGCGUGAGUACCGGGAGAAGGUGGAGACUGAGCUCCAGGGCGUGUGCGACACCGUGCUGGGCCUGCUGGACAGCCACCUCAUCAAGGAGGCCGGGGACGCCGAGAGCCGGGUCUUCUACCUGAAGAUGAAGGGUGACUACUACCGCUACCUGGCCGAGGUGGCCACCGGUGACGACAAGAAGCGCAUCAUCGACUCAGCCCGGUCAGCCUACCAGGAGGCCAUGGACAUCAGCAAGAAGGAGAUGCCGCCCACCAACCCCAUCCGCCUGGGCCUGGCCCUGAACUUUUCCGUCUUCCACUACGAGAUCGCCAACAGCCCCGAGGAGGCCAUCUCGCUGGCCAAGACCACUUUUGACGAGGCCAUGGCUGAUCUGCACACCCUCAGCGAGGACUCCUACAAAGACAGCACCCUCAUCAUGCAGCUGCUGCGAGACAACCUGACACUGUGGACGGCCGACAACGCCGGGGAAGAGGGGGGCGAGGCUCCCCAGGAGCCCCAGAGCUGAGUGUUGCCCGCCACCGCCCCGCCCGCCCUGCCCCCUCCAGUCCCCCACCCUGCCGAGAGGACUAGUAUGGGGUGGGAGGCCCCACCCUUCUCCCCCAGGCGCUGUUCUUGCUCCAAAGGGCUCCGUGGAGAGGGACUGGCAGAGCUGAGGCCACCUGGGGCUGGGGAUCCCACUCUUCUUGCAGCUGUUGCGCGCACCUAACCACUGGUCAUGCCCCCACCCCUGCUCUCCGCAUCCGCUUCCUCCCGACCCCGGGACCAGGCUACUUCUCCCCUCCUCUUGCCUCCCUCCUGCCCCUGCUGCCUCUGAUCGUAGGAAUUGAGGAGUGUCCCGCCUUGUGGCUAAGAAGUGGACAGUGGCAGGGGCUGGAGAUGGGCGUGUGUGUGUGUGUGUGUGUGUGUGCGCGCGCGCGCCAGUGCAAGACCGAGAUUCAGGGAAAGCAUGUCUGCUGUGUGUGACCAUGUUUCCUCUCAAUAAAGUUCCCCUGUGACACUCC
Messenger RNA from Nomascus leucogenys (northern white-cheeked gibbon), 2274 nucleotides. RefSeq names its product stratifin (gene SFN). Gene Ontology annotation, molecular function: protein kinase binding. The record is from RefSeq and is a predicted model, not a curated record. Gene Ontology annotation, cellular component: cytoplasm. NCBI's taxonomy places the organism in Eukaryota, Metazoa, Chordata, Mammalia, Primates, Hylobatidae. Gene Ontology annotation, biological process: signal transduction.